AUGUAUAAGUCACUAUCUCUUGUUACUGUCAACUGCAUCAUCGCCCCCUAUGUGACUUCCAACACGCAUCACCCAGCUAUCAUGAUUUCAGCCAUCAAACAAGUUCUCAACCCUUUCAUCCCAGGAACCGCGGUCUUCAAGCUGCCGAGCCUGUGUAAAAGAGACAGGGACGCCUCAAAGAGGACUAGUGAGUCGGUGGUAACAGUCAACCAAAGCACUCAGGUCCCGCCCGCAGCCCCGCGUGCGGUGACCAUUGAAGACCUGGAUCACCUGUUUCCCACGCUGAAGGAUUAUCAGCGCAGACUACGUGGUCAAGAGAACGAGCUCGACCGCCCACCUCUCGUCGAGGACCAGUACGAGCAUCCUGCGUUGGCGUACUACGAGAACCUACACUCCUUCAAACAAUCCGUCACCCAGGCUGGACCUACUGACUACAAAAUGGAGCUCAACAAAGAAGGCCCUGUCGCUGAGAAGGAGAGCGACCAAAAGUCUGUCUCUGAGUGGUCUAUGGUUUCGAUGACGAAGGAGAAAACCGGUGACUCUAAGAUCGCCAGCGACGACAAGUCUAAGUCUAAGAAGCAUGGAAAGCCUAGCGAUGGCAGCAAGAAGGAGCAGGUUAUGUCUAACAAGAAUGAAAGCAACAUGUCUCUGGAGUCCGCGAUCUUGGUCAACGCCCUGGGCAACCAGAGCACCGACAGCCUGGCCGCUAGUAUUGGAACUCAGAGCUCUGCGAGCUUCGGUGAUACAUCUGGUGAUAUUGGCGGUGACGAUGUCCCUGUCUACAUGCGCCUGGACUUCUGGAAUCGUUGCACUAUUAUCGAGGAGACUGAAGAGCAGCUUGUCUCGCUCAAAGAGAAAGCAGUCGUCCUGAGCGUAAGGGAUGAAGCGUCUCUCUUGGGCAACUCCAUGGCCUCGCUCGGUCUUAGUGCCUCGAGCAUUAAGAGCGGCGAGCAGUCCAACCAGUCACACUUGGACAGUUCCAUGUCCUCUUCCAUUCUUGCUGCCUCGAACCGCGAGUCUGGCGAGCAGUCUAAAGAGUCACGCUUGAGCACCCUCAUGGUCUCUCCUAAUCCUAGUGCCUCGAACACUGCGUCUGGCGAGCAGUCUAAAGGGUCGAGCUUGAGCACCCCCAAGGCCUCUACCAAACAUGGUGCUUCGAACAUCGCGUCUGGCGAGCAGUCCAAAGAGUCGUGUUUGAGCACCCCCAAGGCCUCUCCUAAUCUUAGUGCCUCGAACAUUGCGUCCGGCGAGCAUAAAGGGUCGCGCUUGAGCACCCCCGAGGCCUCUCUCGGUUUCGGUGCUUCAAUCACUGUGCCCGGCGAUAAGUCUGAAGGGGCACGUUUGAGCUCCUCCACUGCCUCUAUCGGUCAUAAUUCCUGGAACAUUGUUUCAGACGAGCAGUGUAAAGAGUCACGCUUGAGCGAUUCCGAGGCCAUUCUCAGUUUCGGUGCUUCGAUCAUUGUGCCCGGCGAGGAGUCUCAAGGCGCACGCUUGAGCUCCUCCACAGCCUCUCUCGGUCUUGAUUCCUGGAACAUUGUUUCCGACGAGCAUUCUGAAGGGUCACGCUUGAGCUUCACCGCUGGCACUCUUACUCCCGACUCAUCGACCCCCCUUUUGCGCAAGGAGUCUUCAGAGAAGUCUCCGUCCGCUGACCAGCCUGAAGGGUCACGCUUGAGCUUCACCUUUGUCUCUCUCUCUCCAAAUUCAUCGACUCCCCUUUUGCGCAAGGAGAAGGAUCUAGAGGAGUCUCAGUCCGCCGGCCACUCUUCCGUGAGUCUUCCUGGAAGCAGUGCUGCCGCUUCCAUACACAGCGAGAACCGGAGCAAAGCCGACGACAAGGGCGACGACAAAGGCGACAGCGCUGAGGGUGAUGCCAAAGAGCCCGAAGCGACCCCACCCGUGGCACGCAAGCCGUACAAGGAUCCAACUCUCUGGGUGCGCGGCUUUACCGGCACUCUUCUCAAGGGCGCCGCGCCUGGAGAACCCGCUAGACCCGAUGACAGCCGCUCCUGGGACUGUAAGAUUCUGUGGUGCAUCGAGUGCCACGGGCCCUGCCCUAUCUGCGGGAAGCCCUGCUGCGUCCGCUGGGGUUGCGAUCAGUACAUGGACCAGCCCAUCGCGCAUCGAGAUUGGUUGAAGUCGCGUCGCUGCUUCAUGGUCACCACCCUUCUGGACCGUUACGGGAACCUGACUAGGGAUCACUCGACCUACACGGUGUGCACCGAGCCCGGUGGUUGCGGACGUUAUGUCUGCUCCGACUGCUGCGGUAUCUGCUCCACUCCGAUGUGUCGCGACAUCCAGUGCAAGGACUGCAAGCCCAACCCUUGGGGCCCCUGUGACUGGCAUGCAUCAUGA
Molecule: messenger RNA, 2355 nt
Organism: Aspergillus aculeatus ATCC 16872
Lineage: Eukaryota; Fungi; Ascomycota; Eurotiomycetes; Eurotiales; Aspergillaceae
Exons: 7
Coding region: 1-2355 (784 amino acids)
Source: RefSeq, a predicted model, not a curated record